CGAUGGCAACACUUUUCUUGUUCCUCGAGUCCUCAACAACGAAUUCACUUUCUCGAGGCCGCUCAUCCCAAUACCCGACACUUUCUGUCGCAGCCUGUUCCAGCGCAUCCUUUUUGUUUACGACCCUCUUCCCGCCCUUCGAUCUACUCCCUGCCCCCCUGAAAUACGAUGGCUACCACCGGUCGGGAUUCGGCAGAGCCCCUCGUCGAUGCGAACCCGCUGCUCAAGUCAUACUACGAGUCGCUGGAGUCGCGGAUAGGAUACCGCCUCGUGCUGGGUGGCACACGGCACUUUGGAUACUAUGAGGAGGGCACAUAUUGGGCUUUCCCUGUAGGGAAGGCCCUGCGGGCCAUGGAGGAGAAGCUCUUCCUUGCGCUGGGCCUCCCAUCGGGUUCGCAGGUGGUUGACGCGGGUUGCGGUGUGGGCCACGUGGCGCUCUACAUGGCAGAGCGCGGCCUUCGCGUCACGGGCAUUGACCUGAUCGACCAUCACAUCGUCAAAGCGAAACGCAACAUCGCUCGCGCAAAACUCCCACCAGGAACCGUGACGGUCCAAAAGAUGGACUACCACCAUCUGGAGUCCAUCCCGGACCAGUCCCACGACGGCCUCUACACCAUGGAGACCUUCGUCCACGCGACAGACCCGGAGAAGGCGCUGGCAGGGUUCCACCGCAUCCUGCGGCCGGGUGGCAAACUCGCGCUCUUCGAGUAUGACCACACGAUCGGCGUGGAGGAGCACAUCCCGCAGAAAGUGGCCGACGAAAUGAACUUGGUCAACAAGUACGCAGCCAUGCCGACUAAUGCGCGCUCGCACGACGGCGUGUUCAAGCGCAUGCUGGAGGAUGCAGGGUUUACCGACGUCAAGGUCGUCGACUACUCGGCCAACAUCCGCCCGAUGCUGCGCCUGUUCUACAUGCUGGCGGCGGUGCCGUACUUCUUCAUCAAGCUGUUCCGGCUGGAGCGCUGGUUUAUCAACACGGUGGCCGGCGCCCAGGGGUAUCUGCACCAGGAGCAUUGGCGUUAUGUGGCUGUCACGGCGACCAAGCCCGGGGGUCCCAUUGAGGGGGCCAAGACGAAGUAGCGAUUUGGUAGACUGCCGGGCGGUCUUGUGCGAGUAGGGUAACACUUCAGGGGCGUGGAGUAAGGAGUCGGAUGUGUACUUAGUCUGAAAAUAAUCUACUAUGCAUUUUACCACUAAA
Messenger RNA from Chaetomium fimeti, 1198 nucleotides. RefSeq names its product S-adenosyl-L-methionine-dependent methyltransferase. NCBI's taxonomy places the organism in Eukaryota, Fungi, Ascomycota, Sordariomycetes, Sordariales, Chaetomiaceae. Bases 169 to 1080 code for a protein of 303 amino acids. Gene Ontology annotation, cellular component: endoplasmic reticulum. Gene Ontology annotation, molecular function: sterol 24-C-methyltransferase activity. The transcript has 2 exons. The record is from RefSeq and is a predicted model, not a curated record. Gene Ontology annotation, biological process: ergosterol biosynthetic process.